UCUUACUCCUUCACCUCUCGGCCUCCAUAUUCAAUUACUUCCUUUCCCAAUAUCACUCCUCAUACACCAUGAGAAACAUAGUUUCUCGCAAGCUAGAGGUGAAUGAGGUGUAUGAUCCAACAAUAAGUCUAAUCGAUGCUUGGGUUCGCAUCCGAGAAUCAACUAUAGCCCCAAUUCUAAAAAUUGCAAUUUACAUAUGCAUAGGCAUGUCUAUCAUGCUGUUUCUUGAACGUGUUUACAUGGCUAUUGUGAUUGUAUGUGUUAAAUGCCUGGGUAAGAAAAGAUACACUAAGUACCAGCUAGACGCCAUAAAAGAAGAGCUAGAGAAGAAGAGAAACUACCCAAAAGUGCUGGUUCAAAUCCCUAUGUUUAAUGAAAAGGAGGUGUAUAAGCUGUCUAUUGGAGCAGUGUCUGGGAUGUCAUGGCCAUCAGAUUGCCUCGUUGUGCAGGUUCUGGAUGACUCAACCAAUGAAGUCUUAAGGGAAAUGGUUGAAUUAGAGUGCCGAAAAUGGAUGGAGAAAGGUGUUAAUAUUAAGUAUGAGACAAGGAAUAACAGGAAUGGCUACAAGGCUGGUGCCCUUCGAGAAGGUCUAAAGAAGGAAUACGCUGAGGAUUGUGAAUUUGUCAUAAUAUUUGAUGCUGAUUUUCAGCCAGAAGAAGACUUCCUCUGGAGAACUAUUCCCUACCUACUUGAAAACCCAGAGUUGGGCUUGGUUCAGGCUAGGUGGAAAUUUGUGAAUGCAGAUGAAUGUUUGAUGACUCGCCUCCAAGAGAUGUCAUUAGACUAUCAUUUCAGUGUUGAGCAAGAAGUGGGAUCUUCAACAUGUUCAUUCUUUGGAUUCAAUGGAACUGCUGGUGUUUGGAGGAUGAGUGCACUCAAUGAUGCAGGGGGAUGGAAAGACAGGACCACAGUUGAAGACAUGGACCUUGCUGUUAGAGCUAGCCUCAAAGGUUGGAAGUUCCUCUUUGUGGGUGACCUAUCGGUCAAAAAUGAAUUGCCAAGUACAUUUAAGGCUUACAGAUAUCAACAACAUCGUUGGUCAUGUGGCCCAGCUAAUCUCUUUAGGAAAAUGUUCAAGGAAAUUGUUACUUGCGAGCGAGUAUCAAUCUGGAAGAAAUGGCAUGUGAUCUAUGCAUUUUUCUUCGUAAGGAAGAUAAUAGCCCAUUGGGUUACCUUUUUCUUUUACUGCAUUGUCAUCCCAGCAACCAUAUUAGUUCCAGAAGUUCAUCUCCCAAAGCUGCUAGCUAUUUAUCUCCCAGCAGCCAUUACCCUUCUCAAUGCAGCUUCCACUCUAAGGCAUGAAGUUACAAAUAAGCAAAAGCAAAAAUUAGUUGUCACCUUAUUACGAUAUACCUUCAGAUUAAUUGUUGGGAGUUUCCACUUACUUUGUCACAGGUCCAUCCACCUUCUUGUGUUCUGGAUACUGUUUGAGAAUGUCAUGUCUCUCCAUAGAUCAAAAGCAACCAUAAUAGGACUCUUCGAAGCCAACCGAGUUAAUGAAUGGGUUGUGACUGAAAAGCUAGGGAAUACAAUGAAGCAGAAGUACAAUACCAGGGCACCCAAGAGGCCAAGAUCACGCAUCAGAGAAAGGGUUCAGGUAUUGGAGCUGAUUGUGGGGGUAUACCUUCUACAGUGUGCGAUAUACAACAUCAUAUUCGGGAACAACCAUUUUUUCAUUUAUUUGCUGCUACAGGCAGGUGCGUUCUUUAUUGUUGGAAUAGGAUACGUUGGAACAUUUGUAGCCAAUUGAAGAUGAUAAUGGGAAGGAGGAGGUCGGAGGAGAUUGCAUGUUACGGAAUCUGAUCACUACCUGAUAUAUAGUAUUAAGCAAUGCUAGUUUUCCUAAUUGUCAAUCUUUCAAAAUGCAGAACAUCCACAUUGAUGUGUAUGUGCGUGUGUGUAUGUUCAGUAAGGCCAUAUGAGACCUUGUCUCUGCACUGUUUAUCUUUAUAUCAUAUAGUCACCAUUAAUUAUAGAAAAGCUCCUCAAUUAGUGAA
Messenger RNA from Andrographis paniculata, 1998 nucleotides. Its product is annotated as glucomannan 4-beta-mannosyltransferase 1-like. Gene Ontology annotation, molecular function: mannan synthase activity. Lineage: Eukaryota; Viridiplantae; Streptophyta; Magnoliopsida; Lamiales; Acanthaceae. Gene Ontology annotation, cellular component: Golgi apparatus. The coding region runs from base 69 to 1751 and encodes 560 amino acids. The transcript is spliced from 8 exons. The record is from RefSeq and is a predicted model, not a curated record.